Molecule: messenger RNA, 852 nt
Organism: Fraxinus pennsylvanica
Lineage: Eukaryota; Viridiplantae; Streptophyta; Magnoliopsida; Lamiales; Oleaceae
Source: the annotation of a GenBank genome assembly
AUGAAGGCAUUGCAACUGCUGCUCCGUUUCAACCCACUAGCUCAUCAUCACUGGCAUCGACAAGGUUUUGUUAUCUCUUUUAUUGCACUCAACAAACAAAUUUUCUCACACUACACUCAUUUGAACUAUAAGAAAUGGCAGCAACACAGGCUGAGGCAAAAUUCUGUAAAAAUCUCAUCCUUUUCACCUCUUAAGCAAAAUGGUCUCUCUCUCAGGUCAUUCCGCGGACUUGUUGUUAAGGCCGCCACCGUUGUUGCCCCUAAGUACACUGCACUCAAACCCUUGGGUGAUAGAGUUUUAGUGAAGAUUAAGACUGCAGAGGAGAAGACAACAGGUGGAAUCUUGCUACCAACAGCAGCACAAACCAAACCACAGGGAGGUGAAGUAGUUGCUAUUGGAGAGGGUCGUACAAUUGGAAAGAACAAGGUGAACAUUAGUGUGAAGACUGGCACCCAAGUGGUGUACUCAAAGUAUGCGGGGACAGAAGUUGAGUUCAAUGGAUCAAAUCAUCUCAUUUUGAAGGAGGACGAUAUUGUUGGAAUCCUUGAUACUGAUGACGUCAAGGAUAUGAAGCCCCUGAAUGAUAGAGUUCUUAUUAAGGUAGCUGAGGCUGAAGAGGUAACUGCUGGUGGGUUGUUGCUAACAGAGGCAAGCAAGGAGAAACCCUCAAUUGGCACGGUGAUUGCGGUUGGGCCUGGUCCCCUUGAUGAGGAAGGAAACAGGAGGCCAUUGUCAGUUAUCCCUGGCAACUCAGUUUUAUACUCCAAAUACGCAGGAAACGAUUUCAAGGGCAGUGACGGUUCUAACUACAUAGCACUCAGGGCUUCAGAUGUCAUGGCUAUCCUUUCUUAG